AUGGGUUCGGUCACUGUGCAUCACACUCUGUGGCCUUAUCAUAUGAGACAGCUCUGGCAUUGCUUAACCUUAAAAAUGAUGUUUCUAUCCCAACUGUAUGUUACCCAUGGCAACAAAUGUCAUUUUAUUUGUUAUUAUGCUACAUCUUUACAAGUCGUGUGUGAAGAAGUUUUUGAGCUAUUCUGCGAUCACGAGGAAGCAGAUACGAGAAUGUUAUUACAUGCAAGUCACGCUGCACAGUCACAUUCAAACAUUGUUAUCAAAAGUGUUGACACAGACGUGUUUCUGUUGUGCAUUUAUUGUGCAUCCAAAAUUCCAGCUACUCUUGCUUUUGAUACUGGAACGGGGAACAAAAGAAGGAUCCUAGACAUGAAUACUAUUUCCGAGCAACUUGGUGAGGCGUGGUGCGAUGCUAUUUUGGGAUUUCAUUGGUUCACAGGUUUGUGACCAGAUUUCUUAUAAAUGAGAGUUGACGUUCAAACGCGCACAUAGGUUGCAACUUUCAUCGCCUCUCACACUCUGGUCAAAUUGUGAGCUUUUUUACAUCCAACUAUUUAGAUAUAACAUUAAUAUUUUAUCAAUUCCCCUUUCAGGAUCUGAUUCAACGUCUUCUUUUACUGGAAAAGGAAAGGCGACAUGCCUCAAAGUUGCACGCAGUAAAGUCGAGUAUGUUCGUGCCUUUCAAGAUCUGGGCAAACAAAUGACAGUUGACCAGGGCACAAUGUCGUAUCUACAAAAGUUUGUUUGUCACUUAUACGGACAAGAAAAUGAGAUCGAUGUGGAUAAUGCUCGACAUAACCUUUUUAGAAUGGGAAAUUGCACUGAAGAAACACUGCCACCCACUUCAGACAGCUUAGUGCAGCAUAUACAUCGUGCAAACUACGAAAGCUAUGUCAGACGUCGAUGUAUGGUGCAAAUGAUAACUGCAGGAAGUCCAGAUGGACAUGGCUGGUAUAUCGAGAAUGGGCAGUUAUGCAUCAAGUGGAUGACUCUUCCAGUGGCACCGGAUAGCGUGUUGGAGAUCGUGAACUGUUCCUGCAAAACAGGCUGCAAGUCUAAUCGGUGCUCAUGUAGGAAAGCAAACCUGAAUUGCACUGAUUUGUGUAAAUGUUCGGAUAGUUGCAAAAACAAAGAUAGGUCUGAGAGGGAUGAUUUUUUCAUUGACUUUGAUGACGAAGAUGCAUAUCAAAAUGAUGAAGGACUUGAUAUUGACAAUGUUAAUUAG
Messenger RNA from Paramuricea clavata, 1225 nucleotides. Lineage: Eukaryota; Metazoa; Cnidaria; Anthozoa; Malacalcyonacea; Plexauridae. The record is from the annotation of a GenBank genome assembly.